Pezoporus flaviventris is the source of this 5734-nucleotide messenger RNA. RefSeq names its product STEAP2 metalloreductase (gene STEAP2). Gene Ontology annotation, molecular function: cupric reductase (NADH) activity; ferric-chelate reductase (NADPH) activity. The transcript is spliced from 5 exons. The record is from RefSeq and is a predicted model, not a curated record. Gene Ontology annotation, biological process: copper ion import. Bases 1636 to 3105 code for a protein of 489 amino acids. Gene Ontology annotation, cellular component: endosome; plasma membrane. NCBI's taxonomy places the organism in Eukaryota, Metazoa, Chordata, Aves, Psittaciformes, Psittacidae.
UUAAUAUAGUCCCUUUCAGUAACUGCCAGCUCUUUGAUCCCUUCCAUCUCUUAAAUUACUUGCCGAAGUCAUGUCUGCCUAUCCCCUGAGGUUUUUUUAUGAAGUCUGUUAUUCUGUUCCUCAACUCUACUUUCCUUAUAAUAGGCAGUGAGAAACUUUGUCAUGUUUGCUUCUGUGAGAGCCAGUCACCAGAGCACUUCCACAUGUUCAAAUCUUGAUGUCCACUCUCCUAAGGAUCCUUUGGACAAAAACUGGAAGUAGACUGCAGUAUGGUUAAAUGGUGCUGGUAGCCCAUUUCCUCAUGGUGGUUCCCUUUCUAUCCCAAAGUUUUGCAGCACCUUCGCAUCACAUGGCAUGAACUAAAGUGCGCAUCUGUAGUCAUCUGGUGGAAGCAUGUGUGUUCUGUCAUAUCUAGCUGACAUAUAUCUCUUAUGUGAUCAAAAUACAGCUAUUCUUAUUAUGUUCCUGGAUGUGAGCUCAUCAUGGUUCAGGAAAUACUAGUAGUUUGGUCAUGUGUUAGAUACAUUUCAGGUCAUGUGGUAACAAAGAAAUCAAUGUUUUUUCAGUGCAUGCAUGAAAAUCUGUGUGGUAUGCUUUUGCCAGAAAGGUUCACUUUUAGAAUCUUUCCUUAGAAUAGUGGUUUUGUGAUCACUGUCAUUAUUGCUUUCCAUAUGUAGAAUCUCAGUCCAGUUUCAGUGAGUUCUUCCUUUCUAGUUAAAGGUGAAAUGAAAAGCACUCAUUCUUCUAAGUAGCUUCCUCCAACUUCUGAAACUCAAAGGUACUUUGAAUUGUGGAAGGUUGUUCACUACACAUACUGUAUUCCUAGCUGAUGGCUGCAUAAAGUCCCCUAUUUAUGCUUAGUUACCAUCACAUCACCUUCUGGUGAUGUGAUGGUAACUAAUCCAUGGUGGCUUAUGAAAAGGUUCAUUCAGUUCCUCUUUUGCACAUGGGCUGGAAUAGCUCCCAAGAGAGUAACCUCGUGGUUUCUCUUUUCUUCUUAGCCUGCCAUUCCUCAUUGCUUCCUUCAUUUUCAGAACUCAUUCCUGUUCUACAGUGCAGAACCACUUAUGUCUUAACUGUGGUUUCAGGUGAUAACUUCCCUCCUGGGGAAUGUUUUGUUGAUUUUUUUAUGUCUGUUUGUCUUUGUUACAGCUAUACUGCAGUUCUGUGAACUCUGCUCUCCAAACCUAUAGCAGUAUUUCUUUUAAUUUUCUGUGAACCUUAGCAUCUGUUCUUCAAAGCCUCCCUUACAGCACUGAAUUUGAAUCCUAAAACUCUCUUCCUUUUUAUUAUUGCAUGAAACCUCUCUCUUUUCCUGCCAUUAGCUCUUCAUGGAAUGCUCUCCCAUGUGUUUGUCUUCAGGAUUUAUCUUCUCUGCUUAGUCGGAAAAUUCUAUUGAGUGCAUUUUUGACCUCUGGCUUUGAAUCCUUUACCUUUGCACCCAACAUUUAGUUCUUAUGCAUCCACCGCCAGACCUAGAAGUCUGACCUAGCAGUGUCAUUGGUGAUCUUAUGAAUAGGCCUUGACAAAUUUCAAGGCAAUUGAAAUUGGCAAGUUGUCUUUGCCAGUGGAUGCUUGUGGGCAGCCCAUCUCCUAGGCGGACAGAAGUCAUUGUAGGUGUGGUGUCUUGGAAGUAUGGAAUCAAUCUCUAUGAUGGGAAGUCCUAAGAACCUCAAUGAAACUUUUCUACCAAAUGUUGCCAAUGGCAUCAAGGAUGCCCGUAAGAUCACAAUAGGCAUCAUUGGAAGCGGAGACUUCGCAAAGUCAUUGACAAUUAGACUUAUCAGAUGCGGGUACCACAUAGUUGUAGGAAGCAGAAACCCUAAACUUGCUGCUGAGUUCUUUCCUCAUGUGGUUGAUGUCACUCACCAUGAAGAUGCAGUAGCGAAAACAAACAUCAUUUUUGUAGCCAUACACAGAGAACAUUACGCCUCUUUGUGGGACCUCAAACAUUUACUCGCUGGUAAAAUUCUGAUUGAUGUCAGCAAUAAUACAAGAAUAGACCAAUAUCCGGACUCCAAUGCAGAGUAUUUGGCAUCACUUUUCCCAGAUUCCCUGGUUGUUAAAGGGUUCAAUGUCGUUUCAGCUUGGUCACUGCAGUUAGGACCAAAGGAUGCCAGCAGACAGGUCUAUAUAUGCAGUAACAAUGUUCAGGCUCGCCAUCAAGUUAUUGAGCUUGCCCGCCAGCUCAGUUUCAUUCCUAUUGAUUUGGGGGCAUUGUCAUCUUCAAGAGAGAUUGAAAACUUACCUCUGCAACUAUUCACACUCUGGAAGGGGCCUGUAGUGAUUGCCAUUAGCCUGGCAACAUUUUUCUUCAUCUAUUCCUUCAUCAGAGAUGUAAUCCAUCCAUACGUGAAAAAUCAGCAGAGUGACUUUUACAAGAUCCCUAUUGAGAUUGUGAACAAGACUCUACCAAUUGUUGCUAUCACUUUACUUUCUCUAGUGUAUUUAUCAGGACUUAUCGCAGCUGCUUAUCAGCUUUACUAUGGUACUAAGUAUAGGCGAUUUCCACUUUGGCUGGACAACUGGCUCCAGUGUCGAAAGCAGCUUGGACUGCUCAGUUUUUUCUUUGCAACAGUGCAUGUGGCAUACAGCCUCUGCUUACCUAUGAGGAGAUCGGAGCGAUACUUGUUCCUCAAUAUGGCAUACCACCAGGUUCAUGCAAAUGUUGAAAAUUCUUGGAAUGAGGAAGAAGUGUGGCGAAUUGAAAUGUAUAUCUCCUUUGGAAUAAUGAGUCUUGGAUUGCUUGCUUUGUUGGCAGUAACUUCCAUCCCUUCAGUAAACAGUGCCUUAAACUGGAGGGAGUUCAGUUUCAUUCAGUCUACACUUGGAUACGUCGCUCUGCUCAUAAGUACUUUCCAUGUACUGAUUUACGGAUGGAAAAGAGCUUUUGAAGGAGAAUAUUACAGAUUUUAUACACCACCAAAUUUUGUUCUUGCCCUUGUUCUGCCUUCCAUUGUAAUUCUAGGUAAGAUCAUUUUACUUUUGCCUUGUGUAAGUAGGAAACUGAGGAGAAUUCGAAGAGGAUGGGAGAAAAGCUAUGUUAUAGAAGAAGCAAGUGGGUCUGCUCCACAUCUCUCCCCAGAAAGGAUAACUGUGAUGUGAUGAUAAAUCAGUAUCUGUUAGCACUGUUGUAGAUGUUUGGGUUUGGAGGUUUUUUUUUCAUAAACUUGUAUUUGUAGGAGUUGAGUUAAAGUAUGAGUAAAGUCAUUGUGGACUUGCUUGGUGUACAGUACAAGCUCUCAACCAAACUAUGAGAAAUCUGUAACUAGAACACUACUACUUCAUAUAGCUACAAAAGUAUUUUUGUUUUGAGUUACAGAGGCCAGAUUAUUAUGAAAUCAGAAUUUUUAAUAUUCCUUUGCACAGUUUUAUCACAACAGUAUUUUAUUAUAACCAUGCUUUCCAGAUAUUUGACUUAGAGCAUAUGUGUCAGAGUGCUAUUUAUUAAUGGCACAUUUUCUGGGUAGUGUUUAUUUUAUUAAAAUAACACUCCUGGGUUAGUGAGUUCAGAAUAUAGACUAAUAAAGUUAAUAAUUUAGGAAAUAAUCAAGUUUUGAAGCAAAUUAAUUUUUAAUGAUGUAUUGCACAUGUACAGUAUAUAUCUAUUUGUGUGUGGUUUUACACCAUUUCAGAAGUUGAAUAUGCAAAACCACUUUCAAUUAUGGUGUAAUUGUACAUCUUAUAAGCAAAUAGUAUUGUACUAACAGGGUUGUUUUUUCCAAAGUAUUACAUAAGAUUUUAGACCUUUGGCAUCUGUUUAUUUCCAUACAUCAUAUAAUGAAAAUUCAAAAUAGUGUUGUAUAGAAAGACAUGCAGGUAUGUAUGCAAGCAACUAAUUUUUUUAUUUUAGAAUUAUUUCAAAAUAUCAGGAAAUAUUUUAAAAUGUUAAAAAAAAGCUGAGAAAUCUACAAUAAAAAUCCAUUUUCACUGUGAAACUUCCAAUACGUUGGUACAACAGGGAAGUAUCACAAUGUUCAUGUUCUAUAUGUUUUUACACUGCUGUUUCAGUUAUUACAUAUGAAUUUCCCAGAGUCUGUCUUAAAUUCUUAAUAUCUUUUUGUGCAAAUUCAAUCUUCUAUUUUUAUAUGAAAGCCUUACUUUUACAAGUGUCUCUGGGAUAUGCCUGAAUUUUUGAGAAACAAAUUAUUAUUCUUAUACUUAAAAAUGAAUUUAUCUCUAAAAUUUGUCAUUUGCAUUUCCUGUGAGAUUCAAAAGAAUGUUCACAAUUACUUAUUACUACUGCUUUGUCAGGUUCUACUCUCCUCUAACAAAAUAGCCAAACUCAACGCAUACUGUCAGGCUGCCUCUGCUUCAUUAGCAAAACCUCUAUUUCAGUGAGUCAGAAUGUGGUCCUAAUUUUUUUACUUGUAUGAAAUUAUAUUUUUCUUAUCUAUAUUUGCACUGUCUAGGAUCUUUGAUCUCUGACUUUCUUAGCUGGACCUUCACUUAUUAUUUAUUACUUUGCAAGAAUUUGUCAUCAGUAGAAUACAUCAGAAAUAUACAGUACUUAAACUUGAAUUUCUCCUUAAAAAUCACUAGUCCUGUAAAUCUUACUAUCUCUGUAAUGAAACCAACAGCUCCACAGAAUAAGAAUCGAGAUUCAAACUUUGUCCAUGGUUAUGGCAACCUAAAUCUAAAGAGAUCAUGCUGUUCCAAAUUCAAAAAAUCUACAAGAAUUUUAUUUUCAUUGUAGUAUUCAUAUUCCCCAAACUUACACAUUGAAUCUGUGUGUAUUCUGGGAUUGCUGCAAAUCAAGAGGCAAGAGAUAAUUAAAACGUCUAACUUACUUUGCCUCUAUUUUGCCAUUCCAAUACAGGAGGCUGUACAGUUCUUGAAAAGCUUGCAGAAUUAUAUGUAACUGAAUUUCCUGACCCGUUUCCUAUUCCAUUAUUGCAAAGGGAAACCACAUAUAGCUUAAGCAUUUGUGCUUCAAUUCUUUAAAUAAGAUUAAUUUAAAAAAUCUCAAAAUACACAAAGUCAUGGAGAAUUAUAAUGGGAUAAAUACCAUGCUGCAUCUACCCCAGUCCUGUGCCCAAAACUUGAUUAAAAUCACUAGAAUGGGAUGGUAUAACUACGAGCAGAAUUUCAUACUACUGAACAAAUUUAAGGCAGAAACCAUUGCUGUUGAGAAUCUGAUGACAUUUCAAAAUUAAAUAUGCUGCUAUUAUUUUGUAGUAACUCUACACUUCUGUAGAAUAGGCAAUAAACACUGCUGUUCCCUACAAUUACCUAAUUCAUUUGAUGUAAUAGCGAUAAUGUUACAGAACUAAGAUACGGUAGUAAUUAAAAAUUCCUGUCAAAGUCAAUAUAUAUUGUACUGUAAUGCAACCACUGACAGUAUAUACAGAUAUGUAUUGGCCCUCUAGCCUAUGCAAAAAGUUAUUUCAUCAUUAAGUUUCUUCAUGAGUGUUUAAAGUGUUAAAUUUUGAACUGCCAAAGGUGUCUGGAAAGGAUAAGUAUGUGUUGCUUCUUUUUUUCAAACUGUGUGUGUAGAAAGUUAAAAAUGUGUUUUGAUUUUAUAUGUUACUUGAAAGGUUGAAAUAGUGAAGUAUUAAUAAAUAGAUGAUAUUUUUAGCUCAGAUAUAUAAAGGCAUUCUGUGAAAUAUUUGUGCUUCAAUAAGACGUGGUUUCCUGCUAGGCCAUCUAUUUCCUGCUAACUGGAAUAACAAGUUGACUUGUGAUUUAAUAUUUUGUAGUCUAUAAGGACCAAUUCACUCUAACAAGACACUGU